Messenger RNA from Anopheles gambiae (African malaria mosquito), 2728 nucleotides. Its product is annotated as alanine--glyoxylate aminotransferase 2, mitochondrial. The record is from RefSeq and is a predicted model, not a curated record. Gene Ontology annotation, biological process: glyoxylate catabolic process. Gene Ontology annotation, cellular component: mitochondrion. The coding region runs from base 325 to 1845 and encodes 506 amino acids. The transcript is spliced from 6 exons. Lineage: Eukaryota; Metazoa; Arthropoda; Insecta; Diptera; Culicidae. Gene Ontology annotation, molecular function: pyridoxal phosphate binding; L-alanine:glyoxylate transaminase activity.
ACGACUAUUGCGCCCGAUCGUGGAACCCGCCUGGGUCGAGAGUAGUGGGUCAGAAAUAUUCAUUCAAUUUCAUCCGCUCACACCAACCAGUCUUCCGUUGAUCGCCGAGCGCUGAAGUUCAUCGGUGCGGCACCCUCGAGCGACGUCGGGCGUAAAUUGCAAUCAAAACCAAUACCGUGUGCGCUUGUGUGCUCUGCGUCUGUUAACGUAUGCCCUGUGAAUACUGUUAAUACGUCCCUUUGAUUACAACGGGUGCUCCCUUUUCCACGUGGUGUGUUUUUGUUGUUCCCUUUUCAAACGUUCAAAAACCACGAGCGGUUUGAGAUGCUCCUGAUGAACCUACAGCGCUUAUCAGCUAGUUCACUUGGAGGCCGAUCACUGUGCCGAAGACUCACAACGCAACCCAACACCCAACAUCCAGAAUCGUUAAAGCGGCAGCAACGACAGACCCAAACGCAACAUGAGUCGCCGCCGUACAAGGGCCAAAGUUUCGAGGAGGUCGUGGAGCUGCGUAAGCAGUACCUAACGCCAAAUGUGACCUCGUAUUACAAGAAGCCGUUGUUAAUUCAUAAAGGCAGCGGGUCACAGCUGUUUGACCAGGACAAAAGUUAUUUGGACAUGUUUGGUGGUAUCGUUACGGUGUCUGUAGGCCACUGCCAUCCGAAAGUAAAUGCUGCCCUCGAAGAACAGCUGCGCACCCUGUGGCAUACGACGAACAUUUACAUGCACCCAAAGCUGCACCAAUAUGCGGAGAAGCUGGUCGCUAAAAUGCCGGGCGAUCUGAAAAACGUUUACUUUGUCAACUCGGGCUCUGAGGCGAACGAUUUGGCCAUGAUGAUUGCGCGCCUGUACACGGGCAACCAUGACAUCAUCAGCUUCCGAAACGCUUAUCACGGAGCGUCGCCAUAUACGAUGGGCCUGACGGCCCACUCUACCUGGCGCUAUCCGCUGCCCGGUCUCAAUAGCGGCAUUCUGCACGCGAUGAAUCCCGACCCCUACACGGGAAUCUGGGGCGGCAAGCAGUGCCGUGAUUCGCCGGUGCAAACUACACGCAGUUGCGACUGCCAGGAGGGCCAGUGCAAGGCGACGGAUAUGUACUAUGACCAGCUGGAGCAGCUAUUCAAAUACUCGCUGCCGCGUGGCAAGGUGGCCGGCAUGUUUGCUGAAUCGAUUCAGGGCGUCGGCGGCACUGUGCAAUACACCAAGGGCUACAUAAAGCGGGCCGCCGAGCUUGUGCGAGCAAACGGUGGACUGUUCAUUUCGGACGAGGUGCAAUCCGGUUUCGGUCGCACUGGAGAGCAUUACUGGGGGUUCGAAGCCCAUGACAUCGUGCCGGAUAUAGUGACCAUGGCGAAAGGAAUCGGAAAUGGUUUCCCUAUGGGUGCGGUGGUUACUUCGCGCAAAGUGGCGGAGGUACUGUGCCAGGCCCUGCAUUUCAACACCUUUGGUGGCAACCCGCUCGCCUGUGCGGUCGGAAUGGCUGUUCUGGAUGUCAUCGAUGAAGAGGAGCUACAAAAAAACUCACUUGAUGUGGGCACCUACAUGUUGAAGGGAUUAGAACGGCUCCGGGACAAGCACGAUGUAAUUGGGGACGUGCGAGGAAAGGGAUUGAUGAUUGGUGUGGAGCUGGUUGCCGAUAAAGAAACGCGACAGCAUCUGAGUGCACCGCAUUUUGUUGACAUCUGGGAGAUGUGUAAAGACAUGGGCGUUUUGUUCGGUCGCGGUGGUCUAAAUGCAAACGUCCUUAGAAUUAAGCCUCCGAUGUGUAUAACAAAAGCUGACGUCGAUUUUUCCUUGCAAGUUCUUGAUAUUGCCCUGCGCAAACAUUCGGAAAAAACGCACUAAAAUAUUUGAGCUUCUGAUUAGCACGGAAUUCGCAAUAAUGAAGAAGAUGUUCGAAACAUACAUGCGGGCACUAUUUGGCAAAUAAACAAUCAAUUGAAACACAACUCAAUCAACAUUCUAAAACAGUUUAGGAAUAACUAUUUCAUUCGAAUCUCCUAUCAACUAGUUGCUCUUAACACACUAGCUUUUCCUAAUGCAAUCGGGGCACUCAUUUGAUAUUAACAUCGUGUUUGUGGUUAUACGUUUAUCACGAGUGGACAUGUUUAAGCAGAAGCACAACGGUAUUAGUAUUUUGCAUUAGCUAGACUAGAUUCUUGGCUUUAUUUAUUUUGUGUGUGCAUGCUUUUUAACCAAGCUAUCCGAUUGUUUAUCUAACCUAGCGUUGAUUGAAUCGUUCCAUCCUUACUAACACAAUAAUGUCUUCCUUGGUUUUGUUGCGUGGAUUUUACCGGGCGUUUUGUAUUUUGGAACAUACACAUUAAAAUUUUUACAAUAAUCUUCAUCGAUUUGUUUGAUUUGAUUAUUAUAGGUAUUACGUAUUAAACCGCCAAUGUGUGUCAAUCGAACGGAUGCUGACUAUGCACUGGCCGUCAUCGAUUAUUGUUGCGAUCAGUACAUGAAGAAACAAAAGCGUGGCUCCAGACGCUGACUCUUGUCAACUGUGUUCUACUGUGAUGUUUUUAGAUUCCCUUCAGGUUUUGUGGACACCUGCAUAUAUUUAAAGUGCAAGUAUUUUUUUAUGAUUAAGUAAGUUUAUGCCUGCUCUUACGAAACAUGACAUUCCAUAUUUUAUCUGUGAUGUAAGACUGUGAAACAAUAAAAAGACCAAUAAUAAAUUCAGCUCUUUGAGUGGAUACGAUUUCGGAUAACAAAUGAAACAAAA